Molecule: messenger RNA, 1544 nt
Organism: Ipomoea nil (Japanese morning glory)
Lineage: Eukaryota; Viridiplantae; Streptophyta; Magnoliopsida; Solanales; Convolvulaceae
Product: transcription termination factor MTEF1, chloroplastic
Exons: 2
Coding region: 47-943 (298 amino acids)
Biological process (GO): regulation of DNA-templated transcription
Molecular function (GO): double-stranded DNA binding
Source: RefSeq, a predicted model, not a curated record
AAUCUUCUGCCCCUCCAUUGCCGCCACCGCGCCACUGCUCAUAAGCAUGCUUAUCCGGCUGCAAAUCCUCCCUAAAACUCUCAUUCCGCGUUCCUAUUUUGCCCCUAAAGCCUCCUCUUCUAAGCCUCUCAAACCUUUCACUCCGGCCACCGCCGCCGCCAGCACCGACUCCGGCCUCAAAUUCCGGCAGAAGAUCCUCUACCUCCAAGAACUGCGAGUGAAUCCCGCGAAAGCCCUCCACAAGAACCCACACAUACGAUCCGCCCCUCUCUCCGCCCUCAAAUCCGUCGAGAACUCCCUCCGCUCUAUGGGCAUCGAGCGCUCCGCCCUCGGCCGCAUCCUCGACAUGUUCCCGCAGCUCCUCACCGCCGACCCGUACGCCGACCUCUACCCGGUCCUCGAUUUUCUCCUGAAUGACGUCAGCAUCCCCUUCCCCGACGUCCGGUUAUCGGUGAUUCGUUGCCCUAGGCUGUUGGUUUCCGGCGUGGACACCCAAUUGAAGCCCACAUUACGGUUCUUGGAGCAAUUCGGGUUCGUGGGUCCGUACAAAAUCACCGCCCAGACCACUGUGUUGCUCGUCUCCAGCGUUGAGCUCACUCUGAACCCUAAAAUUGAAUACUUAAUUGGAUUGGGGUUCAGCUAUGAUGAGGUGGUGAACAUGGUUCUUAGGUCUCCGGGGCUGCUAACUUUCAGUAUAGACAACAAUUAUAGGCCGAAAGUCGAUUACUUUUUGAAGGAAAUGAAGGGGGAUUUGGAGGAUUUGAAGAGCUUCCCACAAUUCUUUUCAUUCAGUUUGGAUGGUAAAAUAAAGCCGAGGCAUAGGCUUUUGGUGGAGCACGGAUUCCGGCUGAAAUUGCCGGAGAUGUUGAAGAUCAGUGAUGGGGAGUUCAGUGCAAAACUGGUGGAAAUGCAGUUGCAGCUCCUGGAGAACAGACACUUGUAGUAAGUCAGCAUGGCAAUCCCCGGUCUUCCAACUCCACACGACGAUUCAACUUUCCAUUAUGCGCCAAACCAUAGAACCGUAUGGCAUUCCUUACAUCUCUUCUUCCUUAACUAUUUGCAGAAACCCAGCCAAACUUGAAAUGUCAUAUACAAUUCAAUGCUGUCAUCAACAUUGACCUUUUUGAACCACUUCACCCCCACCCCCACCCCACACACACCCUUUAACAAAAGAAUGGCCAGGGGAAACUGCUAAAUUCCUCUUUAGGUAUGGUGAUGAGGUCAAAUGGAGAUGACCACAAAAUUCCGAUAUCCUGUGCUCUGAACUUGUGACUUCAAGAACGUAACCGUGUCUACUGGAUACCAUCUGCUUGCCAUGGGAUGAUCUCACGAGUCGUGAUGCCCAUUCAGCCUCCUUGUCGUCUUUCAAUGCUACUGUGGAGCCUAUGUUUAUAUCGAAACAUACUCGUUAUCUUUUCUUACAAGUACAAAUGUUGUAGUUAUUGUGUAUAUUAGAUGCAUUCAUUAUUGAAGGGGGGAAGCCUCAUUCUUCCCAUGGAAAUGAUAAGCUUUUAGAAAUGAUGAAGACCCUGCUUGUGAGUUCA